Myripristis murdjan (pinecone soldierfish) is the source of this 2326-nucleotide messenger RNA. RefSeq names its product glutathione reductase (gene gsr). Lineage: Eukaryota; Metazoa; Chordata; Actinopteri; Holocentriformes; Holocentridae. The record is from RefSeq and is a predicted model, not a curated record. Gene Ontology annotation, molecular function: glutathione-disulfide reductase (NADPH) activity; flavin adenine dinucleotide binding; NADP binding. The transcript is spliced from 14 exons. The coding region runs from base 315 to 1811 and encodes 498 amino acids. Gene Ontology annotation, biological process: glutathione metabolic process; cellular response to oxidative stress; cell redox homeostasis. Gene Ontology annotation, cellular component: mitochondrion; cytosol.
GCCACAAUAUCAAUUUGAUUCUCUUAUAUGCAAUUUUAUUCCAGAGGCAAUAUAUUUAUGUGAUUGAUAGAGACUUUGAUUACGCUGCUAUGCGACAGACGGCAGUUUCAUAACACCGUAAAUUAGGAAUCGCUGUUAAAUACAUUGUGUCAGACACAUUGACACAGGAAGUGGUUUAACGCUUUUGUAUAUGCCGUGAUGAACGCAAACUCAAGGCCUGCCUCUCCUCAAUGUGACCAGAGGGAGAUGAAAAACGGGCAGGCACGCCGUGGAUGCAUCUGACUAAAAUGAUAUUAACCAAAUAGCCUCAUAUCAUGCUGUUUGUAGGAAUCUGCAGACUGCUCUCUGGCACCGUGUCGGUGUCCCGGGCGUUUCCGAGACAUACAGUUAUUCGCCGCAGCAUGGCCUCAGAUUCAGCAACCCGGUUUGAUUUUCUGGUGAUCGGCGGCGGGUCGGGGGGUCUGGCCGGCGCUCGGAGGGCGGCUGAGCUCGGAGCGGCCACCGCAGUGAUCGAGAGUCACAAACUCGGAGGUACCUGCGUCAAUGUUGGCUGUGUCCCUAAGAAGGUUAUGUGGAAUGCAGCGGUUCAUGCUGAGUAUCUCCACGAUCAUGCUGAUUACGGCUUUGAGGCUGGUCAUGCUCAUUUCAGCUGGGAAACUCUAAAAGCUAAAAGGGAUGCCUAUAUCAGUCGGCUGAAUCACAUUUAUCGCAGCAACCUUGACAAGGCUAAAAUAGAAACCAUUCAAGGUCUUGCCAGAUUCACAGAUGACCCUGAGCCCACAGUGGAGGUCAAUGGCAGGAAGUACACAGCGCCUCACAUCCUCAUUGCCACCGGAGGGCGCCCUUCUGUCUUGAGUGACAAUGAAGUUCCAGGGGCAAGUCUGGGCAUCACCAGUGAUGGCUUUUUUGAACUUGAAAGCCUUCCAAGGCGUAGUGUCAUUGUGGGUGCUGGGUAUAUUGCAGUGGAGAUGGCAGGCAUCCUUUCCACCCUGGGAUCCAAAACAUCCCUCAUAAUGCGACAGAAUGGAGUGUUGAGGAACUUUGACAACUUGAUAAGCACAAACUGCACCAAAGAACUGCAAAACUCUGGGAUAGACUUGUGGAAGAACUCUCAGGUGAAGUCGGUGCGUAAAACAGACACGGGUCUUGAGGUGACGAUCGUCACCAAAGACCCAGAGAAGAAGAAUGAGGAGGAGAAGCUCAGUACCAUCCAGGAAGUGGACUGUCUCUUUUGGGCCAUCGGCAGAGUACCCAACACUUCUGGACUGAACCUCAGCCAAAUAGGUGUUGACACAGAUGAGAGAGGCCAUAUUAUAGUGGAUGAGUUCCAGAAUACCAGCCGCCAAGGGGUCUACGCAGUAGGGGAUGUUUGUGGCAAAGCCCUUCUCACACCUGUUGCCAUUGCUGCAGGCAGAAAGCUGGCACACAGACUGUUUGAGGGCAAGAAGGACUCCAAGGUGGACUACUCCAACAUUCCCACAGUGGUGUUCAGCCACCCACCCAUCGGUACGGUGGGCCUCACGGAAGAGGAGGCGGUUAAAACCAGAGGAAAGGAGAGCGUGAAGACUUACAAGACCUCCUUCACUCCAAUGUAUCAUGCCAUCACAACCAGGAAGACUGAGUGCAUCAUGAAGCUGGUGUGUGUGGGCAAGGAGGAGAAGGUGGUUGGCUUGCAUAUGCAGGGUGUGGGCUGUGAUGAGAUGCUGCAGGGCUUCGCUGUGGCCAUAAACAUGGGAGCUACCAAAGCCGAUUUUGACAAGACUAUUGCCAUUCACCCCACCUCGUCUGAAGAGUUUGUGACGAUGCGUUAAUGCAAACGCCAGACUUCCCCUCGCUUCCCUAUAUCACCAGCAACUACAAUCAGCAUACCAGGGCAGAGUCACAGCUCCACAAUAGUCUCGCAACAGCUUGAUGACUUUCUUUACAAGACUAUCUUUAUACUUCCAUUUUCUUUAAGUGACCUUAUCUGUGCACAGCGUUUCAUUAUUUUUUCAUGAUCUAAUUUCACCUAGAUGGACCAAGACCAAGUUAUGGCCCUCUUCAACUGUACUGUGGGUCUUAUAAGCAGUGGGUAUUGAUUAAAUAUGCAACAUUUCUUUUUAAUGAUUGUGAAAUGGAAGUGAUGGAUCUACAGGUAUUGUUGUCAAGUGAUUGCAUGGGAAAGACAUGGGAAAGAUCUCUCUCCUAGUGUAUGUGUAUGAUUUGUUGAUUGCCAGAUGAGCAUGGCACACUGCUGCUGCUGCCCGGAUUUACUCCCAAUGCGAGGUCACAAUAUAUUUACUGUACUGUUAUACAGAUUCAAUAAUAAACCUGCAGUUUUUCUUAA